Messenger RNA from Clonostachys rhizophaga, 1419 nucleotides. The record is from the annotation of a GenBank genome assembly. NCBI's taxonomy places the organism in Eukaryota, Fungi, Ascomycota, Sordariomycetes, Hypocreales, Bionectriaceae.
AUGGCUUCCGUCGCCCGUCUUAGCAACUCUGCCCUCCGGGCCUCUCUUCGAAACCCUGCCUUCGGUGGCCGGGUUUCUGCCUUCAAUGCCGCUCGAUGCUAUUCCGCUAAGGCACAGACCCUGAAAGAGCGUUUCGCCGAGACUCUCCCUGAGAAGAUCGAGCAGAUCAAGGCUCUGCGAAAAGAGCAUGGCUCCAAGGUCGUCGACAAGGUGACCCUCGACCAGGUCUACGGUGGUGCCCGUGGUAUCAAGGCCCUCGUCUGGGAGGGUUCCGUCCUCGACUCUGAGGAGGGUAUCCGUUUCCGUGGAAAGACGAUCCCCGAGUGCCAGGAGCUGCUCCCCAAGGCCCCUGGUGGCAAGGAGCCCCUUCCCGAGGGUCUCUUCUGGCUUCUCCUGACCGGUGAGGUCCCUACCGAGCAGCAGGUCCGCGACCUCUCAGCCGAGUGGGCCGCUCGUUCCGACAUCCCCAAGUUUGUCGAGGAGCUCAUCGACCACUGCCCUACCGAUCUCCACCCCAUGGCCCAGUUCUCUCUGGCCGUCACCGCUCUCGAGCACACCUCCUCCUUCGCCAAGGCCUACGCCAAGGGUAUCAACAAGAAGGAGUACUGGAGCUACACCUACGAGGAUUCCAUGGACCUCAUUGCCAAGCUCCCCAACAUUGCUUCCCGCAUCUACCAGAAUGUUUUCAAGGGCGGCAAGGUUGCUCCCAUCCAGAAGGACAAGGAUUACUCCUUCAACUUCGCCAACCAGCUCGGCUUCGGUGACAACGCUGAUUUCGUUGAGCUGAUGCGUCUGUACCUGACCAUCCACACCGACCACGAGGGUGGCAACGUUUCUGCCCACACUACCCACCUUGUUGGUAGUGCCCUGAGCUCCCCCUUCCUCUCCCUGGCCGCUGGUCUCAACGGUCUGGCUGGUCCCCUCCACGGUCUUGCCAACCAGGAGGUCCUGAACUGGCUCACCGAGAUGAAGAAGGCUGUUGGUGAUGACCUUAGUGACAAGGCUAUCACCGAUUACCUGUGGUCCACCCUCAACGCUGGCCGUGUCGUUCCUGGCUACGGUCACGCCGUUCUCCGCAAGACUGACCCCCGUUACUCCGCCCAGCGCGAGUUUGCUCAGAAGCACCUUCCCGAGGACCCCAUGUUCAAGCUCGUCAGCCAGGUCUACAAGAUUGCUCCUGGUGUCCUGACUGAGCACGGCAAGACCAAGAACCCCUUCCCCAACGUCGAUGCCCACUCCGGUGUUCUCCUCCAGCACUACGGUCUCACUGAGGCUAACUACUACACCGUCCUCUUCGGUGUUUCCCGCGCCAUUGGUGUCCUGCCCCAGCUCAUCAUCGACCGCGCCUUCGGUGCCCCCAUUGAGCGCCCCAAGUCUUUCUCCACCGAGAAGUGGAUCGAGAUUGUCAAGAAGCUGUAA